Melampsora larici-populina 98AG31 is the source of this 405-nucleotide messenger RNA. RefSeq lists its product as uncharacterized. The coding region runs from base 1 to 405 and encodes 134 amino acids. Lineage: Eukaryota; Fungi; Basidiomycota; Pucciniomycetes; Pucciniales; Melampsoraceae. The transcript is spliced from 6 exons. The record is from RefSeq and is a predicted model, not a curated record.
AUGUUCAAAGCAUCUUGCGUUCUAGCUCUUUUCGCUGUCCUCGCCAGUAUCUCUCAGGUCGAAGCGGGAAAAGGAUACUACUUUGUCACCGGCCACAUGCAAUACAGCCUGGAUCCCACCGAGACCGAACACGAAGGACAACGGCAAUCGCUUUGUUGCUCUAGAUCCAAGUCGAUCAGUACCCAGUUAAGUGCUUUCCAUAUAACACAUAACUUUAAGCAUAUGGAGAAUGGUCAAGAUUGUACCUAUUAUGGAACGACGGUCAAAAACCCAGCCUGUAAUGGAGGCUUUCAACGUUUUGGAGACUUUUACGAAUGCUACUUGAAGCUCGGGAACAAAGAUUAUUACAAAUGUAACAGCGUGGAAGCAAUGACCGGUACGGGAGAUGAAUGUGCCAAGGUGUAA